AUGCCUCCGAGGAAGAGAAAAGUUUCCGAGUCAGCGGACACUGCUGUGGAGCAAGUUCCAAUUCAAAGAAGAUAUGUGUCAGGGAAACAGCCGAGAGCACAGGAACCACUUCCAACCGUUGAUAAUAGGAAUCCGUUAAAUCCGGAGGAGGAGUUGUUUAAGGAUGAGGACUGGUCUAUUCCGAAGUUGAAUUUGUAUAUUACGUAUACUUUGGACGAUUUGGUGGAGGCUUAUAAGCCAAUAUUCAAAGAUUUUAUCAAGUUACCGAGCCGGAAGUUUCACCCUGGAUAUUUUUAUAAAAUCGAGCAGCCGAUUUCUAUCAAUGAGAUUAAGAAUCGUGACUAUGAGUAUAAGGAUGGUGAGAAGCAAUUUUUGUUGGAUGUGGAGUUGAUCAGGAAGAAUUGUUAUGCGUAUAACGAUACUGAUUCGCUUAUUGUAAAAAAUUCUAUGCAAGCAGUUAAUUAUGUGAAAAGUGAGGUUUUAAAGGCCAAAAAUAUUACAAGGAAUUACUUGAUCAAUGAUCAAAUCAAGGAACGCUUGUUGAGGUUACUAGAACAGGUGUUGGAGGCGACUGAGAAGUCGGUCGCUCAGGUGAUGGGAUAUCCUACGGAGAACACGGAUCACAAGAUAAAGUUAUGCCAUCCAUUUAUGGAAUUGGUGAAUCAGGAUGAGUUUCCGGAUUAUUAUGAAGUUAUACACAAACCGAUAUCUUUAACUAUGAUAAAGAACAACUUGCAGAUGAGUUACUAUUCCAAGAUAUAUGAUUUUUAUGCGGAUAUUGAUUUGCUUUUCCAGAAUGCGCAAGUUUUCAAUGAACCUGAUACCCUUAUAUAUCAGGAUGCUGAAAAAUUGCUAAAUAUAUUUCACAAAUUGAUGUCUGAAAGUUUCUUCCCUGAAUUAAAGGACAGCAGUGAACGUGGGGAAAUCCAAUUGGACUAUGAUAAGGUGGAAUAUGAACAAUAUUUGGCUAAUACAGAGCAUGAAGAUGAAAAUGGCAGUGAUGACGACAACAAUGAUGAUUAUGAUUUUAAUCACUAUGAAGGGUUGGGAAAUGGCUAUAAUCGGAGUCUCCUACCCAGCGACUAUUUGCUGGGUCCUAGUAAGUCAGAAGAUAAGGGGAAGAGCUUCAAAUCAGAGGAGUCAGAACAGCCAGAUAUAGUAAAAUUUAAUAUAUUAAAAUCGCUUGCUAGUGCUGCUAGUGCUCCUACUACAACCACCGCCACGGCCAUCACCGCCACCAAUGAAAGUGCACCUGUCACACAACAAAGCUCCGAGUCAUACAUAUUGAUUGACAGUAUCGAACUUUCCUCGUCUAAUGCUAUAUAUGAACAAGCAACUCGUCCAUUGCAAGGAACGCUACCAUCGCUAAACCAAAACUGGGUUGAAUUUUAUUUCGAUGGCAAGACUUUAAACGAUGCUAAUAAUAAAUUUGUUUUAACCCUCCCACCUAUUCAAACAGCUAUCACGUUCAAAGUACGCCUAUGCUCAAAGAUCUCUGAAACUUCCCCAGCUGUAUUCUUUGUUAACAAGGAGAAAGUUAGUGCAACCCCCACAAUGAAUAUAGAGGAUAAUGAACUGCGGCCAAGGUAUGAUGUUAGAUUAUCUGAGGGUGUGAAUUGUCUAGAUUUCUCCAUGCAGGAUUCCAAGCAGAAUAAGACAGAAAGUGUUAAAUUGUGGAUAAAUGUUCUACCUUGA
Molecule: messenger RNA, 1695 nt
Organism: Eremothecium cymbalariae DBVPG#7215
Lineage: Eukaryota; Fungi; Ascomycota; Saccharomycetes; Saccharomycetales; Saccharomycetaceae
Gene: RSC4
Product: Rsc4p
Exons: 1
Coding region: 1-1695 (564 amino acids)
Biological process (GO): chromatin remodeling
Cellular component (GO): RSC-type complex
Molecular function (GO): protein binding
Source: RefSeq, a predicted model, not a curated record